UAUAUCUUUAUUUAUUUAUUUCUUUUUGUUGGUUUUGAUUGUACGAAUGCUAUUGUUAUCUAUGUGUAUUUUGUUAUCGUAGAGUGAACAAAAAAUGAAACUAUGCAGAAUAGACUAUCUAACACCAAAAAGAGGGUGGCUGAUACAAAAACACGCAUACUCACAUUGCAUAUAUACGGCCACAUAUUUUGGAACGUGCCGGUGUCUUUGUGUGUAUUAGUAAUAUAAUGGCAUCGGCUCACUUGUCAACAUCUAAACGAAAAUAAUGCGUUUUGAUGGAAAUGGAAAAUCAUUCUUGUUUUGGAUGCGCAGAAAUUUACAACGCGACCGAGAAAAACGCAGCCAUUUUCUCUUCUCUGAAUAAAAAUAUAAACAAAACAUUUGACGAAAUUAAGGCAGGUUUUAUUAUUUUGUCAUUUAAUAGGACAUUUCUAUGUUUAAUGACAAGGCCAAGGAAAUCUUAAUUAAAAUACGUAUUUAUGUGGAAUAUAUUUGAAAUGUAUUAAAACAUGUGUGAUUUAUACGGCUGAUACAGUGAAUGAUAUAUUUUCUGUGAUUUAAAAACUAUCGGACUAUCUUGAGGAAAUCCAUUUUGCAUAUUACUUAUUUUAAAUCGGAUUUCGUGAGAAAAGUGUUUGACUUUGCGUACGGAAAUUGGCAGCGACAACAAGACGCAUUAGUAUUGAGUUACUGCAGAAACCGCAAAAACAAUUGCAUUUCCCAUUUUCACCUACAUUUUACGAUAAGGAAAUAUAUAAGAAACAAGUAGCCACAGCAAAUAUGUCUCCAAGCCUAGCUUCAAGUACUCAUGCAACACGUAUGAAACCUACUAAUCUAAAGGCCAGUCUUCUUCAAUACGAUGCCAAUUGGGUGUGGAGUAAACGACAUCGGUCACAUGAAGUCAUUCUAUCCGAAUCAUAUCGCAAAGUAUAUUUUCAUCCAAAUUGGAGUAAGGGAACGGCUGGUGUGCGUGGUACACAUGCGAUAAACAGUUGCCGUCAUUAUUGGGAAAUUCAUGUGUCGCAUCGAGUUUUUGGUACAAGUAUGAUGUUUGGAGUUGGUACGGCUAACGUACGAUUGAACGCAAAUAUGUUUGUAAAUAUGUUGGGCGAAGAUGAGAACGGCUGGGGAUUGAGCCAUAAAGGUUUGGUGUGGCAUGGUGGGUUCACGUAUAAGUUUUCUGAACCAUUUAUUGAAAACGAAGCGACCGUAAUUGGUAUAUAUUUUGAUGGUUUAAAUGGAACGCUAACUUAUUACAAAGAUGGACGAUGUUUGGGUGUUGCGUUCCAUGAUUUGAACAAAAUUGGAGAACCAUUGUAUCCGAUUGUGAUAUCGACAUCAGCCAAAACGGAAAUGGUUUUAACCGAGACGCGACGUGAUUUUCCCAGUUUGAAAGAUCGAUGCCGUGGAGAAAUUCUGAAACACAUCAAACAAAAAUCCAAUCUGGAAAAUUUGGGACUCAAGAACCAUGAAGUUGUGAAUUAUUUGUUGGAUGAAUUUUAUGAGCCUCAACCUUGAACCUUUCGUUUAUGAGAAUCCUCCGAAAAUGUCUAUAUUUUAAAAAGUUCUUACCUCAACAAAUUUAUCGAUUUAUAUUUUUAUUGAUUGAAUUAAUUUAUCGUAGCUCGUGUAAAAUACGAUGAAUUUUAUAUUUUAUAUCCGUCGAUUGACCAAGAAAUUAUACAACCCAAAAAUCUAGUCAUAAAAAGAUUGAUUUCGAUAGUUAGUGAUCUGAAUAAGACUUACAUGAGUAUUAUAUUUUAUGCAAUAGUAAAAUAAAUAGUACAAACAAAACUAG
Molecule: messenger RNA, 1798 nt
Organism: Contarinia nasturtii (swede midge)
Lineage: Eukaryota; Metazoa; Arthropoda; Insecta; Diptera; Cecidomyiidae
Product: SPRY domain-containing SOCS box protein 3-like
Exons: 4
Coding region: 781-1518 (245 amino acids)
Biological process (GO): proteasome-mediated ubiquitin-dependent protein catabolic process
Cellular component (GO): SCF ubiquitin ligase complex
Molecular function (GO): protein binding
Source: RefSeq, a predicted model, not a curated record